This is a messenger RNA of Tigriopus californicus, 1893 nucleotides long. Its product is annotated as pre-mRNA-processing factor 17-like. NCBI's taxonomy places the organism in Eukaryota, Metazoa, Arthropoda, Copepoda, Harpacticoida, Harpacticidae. Bases 86 to 1831 code for a protein of 581 amino acids. Gene Ontology annotation, molecular function: protein binding; mRNA binding. Gene Ontology annotation, cellular component: catalytic step 2 spliceosome. Gene Ontology annotation, biological process: mRNA splicing, via spliceosome. The transcript has 3 exons. The record is from RefSeq and is a predicted model, not a curated record.
GUUCUGGCAUGGUCAGCUGACGCCACUUGUGUUUCAAUGCAAACCAAACAAAUACAAGGAGAGCCAACGAAGAACGUUGAGAGUCAUGGACACAUUGGCUAAUUAUGGCUCGGGAUCCUCGGGCGAGGACUCAGAGGACGACCAAAUGCCCCAGGUCAAGCCCAAAAAGAUCAGCGCAGAGGAGAGCCUUCAUUUGCAACCCACCACAUCCAGUUUUGCCAAGAAAAUGGAGGUGGCGAUAACGAACGCGGCGCCAUUAGUCCAACCCAAUGAAGCCAUGGAUCCUCGUCGUCAUUUGGAUCCCAACACGAAGGAAGUCAAAUAUAAUCCUCGUUACGAGGAUCUGUAUGCGCCCGUGGUGGGACCUGCUAACCCGCAUCAAUCCGAACAAGAAAAGGCGCCCAAGAAUAUGCUCACCGGGUUCACAGAAGAGGCCCAUUUGUCGGAUUUCCAGUUUGAAUUGCAACGGAAAACCUUUCAUAGCUACGGAUACGCUCAAGAUCCAUCCGUCAACGUAGAAGGGGAAGGGAUCAAGGUGAUUGGUAAGAUUGAAAACGUGGAAGAGGUCGACUCGCUCAAGACGGUUUUUGAAGAUACCGAGGUCCGUCCGAAAGACAAACGAAAACGUCUCAAGAAUGCCGACCCCAGUGAUAUCGAAGGGUACUUGGGUCCCUGGGGUGCAUUUGAGGAUCAAGAGAAGACCAGUGCUCCUUCGACCGAGGACAAGGAGUUCCUGGAGGAGUACAUGGCCAAAAUGAAGAAGCGCGCUAAGAAGCAAACUGACGACAAACCCAUCGAAGAAAAGACCACCCUGCACAUCAAAGAUCCGUACGAUUACCAAGGUCGGUCGUUUCUGCAUAUUCCCCAGGAUGUGGGCGUAAACUUGAAGUCUGACGUACCCCCCGAAAAGUGCUUCAUUCCCAAGAGACAGAUCCACACGUGGACCGGCCACACCAAGGGCGUGUCCUGCAUGCAAUGGUUCCCCAGAUCUGGCCAUCUCCUACUAUCCGGAGGCAUGGACUCGAAAGUGAAGUUGUGGGAAGUGUACAACAAUCGCAGAUGUGUGCGCACCUACGUUGGCCAUAAGAUGGCGGUGAAGGCCAUUGAUUUCAACAAUGCCGGUAACAAGUUCCUCUCCACCAGUUACGAUCGGCACAUCAAGCUUUGGGAUGCAGAGACCGGAGAUUGUAUUGGACGAUUCUCGAACAACAAAGUGGGUCAUUGCAUCAAGUUCAAUCCGGACGAGGACAAGCAGGAUCUGUUUGUGGUGGGCACGGCGGACAAGAAGAUCGUGUGUUGGGAUAUCCGAUCCAACGAGAUCGUUCAAGAGUACGAUCGACAUCUCGGAGCCGUGAAUACGAUCACGUUCGUGGAUGAGAAUCGACGAUUUGUGACCACGAGUGAUGACAAGUCCAUGCGCGUUUGGGAAUGGGAUAUUCCCGUGGACAUGAAAUACAUUGCGGACCCGUCCAUGCACUCCAUGCCUGCCGUGGCCAAAGCUCCGAACGAGAAGUGGCUGGCUUGUCAGUCGUUGGACAACAAAAUCUGUAUCUUUACUUGUGGCGAGAAAUUCCGUCCGUACAAGAAGAAAGAGUUCAAAGGUCACAUGGUGGCUGGAUAUGCGUGUCAAAUGUCGUUCUCUCCAGAAAUGAGUUACUUGGCCAGUGGUGACGGAGAUGGAAAGGUUUGCAUAUGGGAUUGGAAAACCACGCGAAUGGUGGCCAAAUGGAAGGCCCACGACCGUACCUGCAUUUCUGUUCUUUGGCAUCCGCACGAAACGAGCAAACUGGCCUCAGCCGGUUGGGACGGAAGCAUCAAGUAUUGGGAUUAGGAUGAAGGAGAUAUGACAUAGAAAUAAACAAUCUUGAACCGUCAAACGAGAAUUGUUUGCUA